UCCGGGCGACAGCUUUCCUCCUUGUGGCCGCGACCUCGCCAGGCUAGAGAGACUGCCGCGCGCCGCGGGAGCGGAGCGAUGGGUCUGCUCUCAGAGCUGAAGCUGACAGUGCCCUGGGGCCACAUUGCUGCCAAAGCCUGGGGCUCCCUGCAGGGCCCCCCAGUUCUGUGCCUGCAUGGCUGGCUGGACAAUGCCAACUCCUUCGAUAGACUCAUCCCUCUCCUCCCACAAGACUUCUAUUACGUUGCCAUGGAUUUCGGAGGUCAUGGGCUCUCAUCCCAUUACAGCCCAGGUGUCCCGUAUUACCACCAAAACUUUGUGAAUGAGGUCCGGCGAGUCGUGGCAGCCUUGAAAUGGAGCCGUUUCUCUCUCAUGGGCCACAGUUUUGGAGGCACUGUAGGCGGCAUGUUUUCCUGCACCUUCCCCGAGAUGGUGGAUGAACUUAUCUUGUUGGACGCGUCGCCGUUUGCCAUGGACAUUAAUGAGAUGGAGAACUUGCUGACCUACAAGCGGAGAGCCAUAGAGCACGUGCUGCAGGUGGAGACCUCCCAGAAGCCCUCGCAUGUGGUCAGCCCAGAGGAGAUGCUGCAGGGGUUCCUGAAGAACAACAGCCAUGUGGGUGAGGAGUGCGGGAAACUCCUCCUGCAGAGAGGAACCACCCCGGAGGCCACAGGUCUGGUGCUGAACAGAGACCGGAGGAUCACCUGGCCGGAGUACAGCUUUGACUUCAUCAGCAGGGAGCUGUUCACGCACUCCAUCCAGCAGCUGCAGGCCCGCGUCCUACUUGUCAAAGCAGCACAAGGAUACAGUGAUGUGAGACGGGAGAAUGAUGCCAACAGGGAGCCGCUGAUGUUUAUGCUGGACAUGAUGAGAUCCAUCCUAAAAGAGGGUGACUCUCCGUAGAGACCAGCAAAGGGCCCUUCAGGGUCAAGGCGGCCGACACUCCACUUGGCUUCUGGAACACCACGUAGGCUACCUGGAAUCCCUGGGGGAAGAGAGAGGUCCGAGUGGGGGAGCCCUACCCACACCAGCGCAAGUUCCCACACCUGCCCUCACCUAACCUGCUGCUGGGCCACGGAAGAGUUUAGGUGGGGGACAGUCACACUCUCAGUUACCCAACUGCUGCUGAAAGGGAGACUCAUUCCCAGCUCUUCCCCCAAGGACAGGGGAUACACAGGGGACAUUUCUUCCAGUUUCAGAAAGGAGUCAGUGAAAAGUGGGUUCAACCUUAGGGCAGGCUCGUGGAAGCCAGGCCCAGAGAGGAAAGGACAGGGCACUCAACCGGUCAGACUCCCCUGUGCUGGGAGAAGGCGUCAGGUCCAGGCACUUGGGAAAACAUGGAAGGCAUAGUGCUCCUGGAGACCAAGCCCUGGCCUGAGGAGGACUCUACCUCAGGGAGAAGCAAGCAGGGAGCCCAGGGGGCCUGCAGGAGAGUGCAGAGAUGGUCCCCAAGCUCUAACAUGGAGAAUAGAAACCACCAGGCAGGAAGUCCAAAGAUGUUGCACAGCUGGCUCCUAGACCAACUGGAACUAUGGAGGUUGGGAAUGUCUACUAUAGGACAUGCUCUCAGAGUCCCACUGCCAACCUCCGCACCUACAUACACACCACCAUCCCCUACACAAGGGACACUAAUUGCCCCCGCCCCGCCUUGUGCUGCCAUUCCAGUGGAACCUGGAACUUGAAGGCCUACCGGAAUGGGCAUAGGGUGAAAAAACUUCGACUUGGGUUCCUUUGCACUCUCAGCAAGGUCCGGCUUCUCCUGCAACUCCACAGACUGGACAGUGCCACAAGGGGACAGCAGACGAGUCAGGCAUUCCUGCCACGGCCAGAGGGAAGCACAGGAUGAACAUUCACAGGGCUUUCCCCAGAGCCUCCCUACACCUGGGUGGCACAGUCACAUCCUUUAAAAAGGGAUCCCAAAGGACCAAUAGCCCAAGUCUACCCAACCGAGAAAGCCAGGGUGCCAUGUCCUCUGAACAGUUCCCACAUAGACAACUGGGAUGUAGAUAUUCCCAACCUCCAUAAUAAAAGAGGUGGGGACACUCCUGAUAUUAUUCUUCUAAGACAAUUAAGUUAAAUAAAGAGUCAAAUUUAGGGUCUAUGAA
Molecule: messenger RNA, 2105 nt
Organism: Marmota flaviventris (yellow-bellied marmot)
Lineage: Eukaryota; Metazoa; Chordata; Mammalia; Rodentia; Sciuridae
Gene: Serhl2
Product: serine hydrolase like 2
Cellular component (GO): membrane
Source: RefSeq, a predicted model, not a curated record